Molecule: messenger RNA, 2442 nt
Organism: Acanthochromis polyacanthus (spiny chromis)
Lineage: Eukaryota; Metazoa; Chordata; Actinopteri; Pomacentridae
Product: transmembrane protein 198-like
Exons: 5
Coding region: 548-1576 (342 amino acids)
Cellular component (GO): plasma membrane
Source: RefSeq, a predicted model, not a curated record
GCUCCAGAGAAGGGGAGAAAAGAGGAGAGAGAGAGAGAGGGAGAGAGAGGGAGGGAGGGCAGGCCGUGUGAGGGGAGGCUGGUUCAGAUUUUCCAGAGAGGAAGACCCGGCUUCGUGUGGACUCACCGACGGGGAGCUUCAACGGUUAACGUAGCCCCGGAGUUGAGCUGCUGAGCGCGGAGAAUGGAAACUAGCUAACCCCGCUCACAUCUGCCGACGGAGCCUGUUUGAAAAAGAUUUGCAUAAAGCAGGGAGAGGAACAAAACGAUGCGGCUGCUGUCGGUUUGCUGCAGCUUGUGAGGUUUAAAAAGAGCCUGGGGACAAGUUGAGAGAAAACCGGUUUUCCCUGGUACCCUCGCGCUGCUUUUGUGGCAGUGAAUGGUGGGCUGUUGUUCCUGCCUGACAGGAAGAAGUUAACGUUACAAGUGGCGGACACACAGACUCAUCGUCCCCAAACCUGCUCCAAUGGACUUGAGAUAACGCCAACUGAAGUUCUUCUCUCAUCCUGAACUUCAGCCGGUCCCAGAGCCUUUGACAUUCAACCAGAAUGGCAGAUCCCACUGGGCUGAGCUCAGAAGGGGCGGGGGCAGACAUGGCUGAGGUUGACGCCUGCAGUUUGGAGAUAGAGAGGAAGUAUGAUGUCAUCCCCGCCGUCAUCUCUUCAAUGUGCUGCCUGUUCGGCAUCAUCUACUGCUUCUUUGGUUACCGCUGUUUCAAGGCUGUCAUGUUCCUGUCUGGCCUGAUGUUUGGCUCAGUUAUCAUUUUCUUGCUGUGCCACAAGGAGCAUGUGCUGGACACCCAGCUGAGCGUCGAGGCCAGCGCAGGCAUUGGCCUUGGUAUAGGCCUCCUCUGUGGCCUGGUCACUAUGCUGGUGCGAAGCGUCGGCCUCUUCAUGACCGGCCUGCUGCUGGGCCUUCUCCUGGCUCUCGCCGCUCUGCUGGUCACUCACCAGUUCUACACACCGACCACGGUCUGGGUGCCACUGGGUGCUCUUCUGGGAACAGGCAUGCUGUUCGCUGUGCUGACGCUGCAGUGGCAAAAGCUCUUCACCAUGCUGUCCACUGCUGUGUUCGGGGCAGCCAUCAUGACAGUGUGUGCUGAUUACUUUGUGGAGAUGCUGGCUCUGGCCAAACAUGUGUAUGACUGUUUGCGCCUCACUCCUGGACCAGCGCUCUGCUGGUACAGCUGGGUCAUUCUUGGCAUCUGGCCUGCACUCAGCCUCAUAGGAGUACUGGUCCAGUGGAAACUGACGGAUAACAGCUUCUCACACACUGAGGUCGUUAUCAGUCGGAGACAAAAGAGAGUCCAGCUGAUGCGGAUUCGAGAGAAGGACGCCAAGAAGCGACAGCAGGCAGGUGGGCAGGAAGGCACUUAUCGUCGUAAACCCACCCCAGUGAAACGUUACGCUGGGGAUCUACUGGCACCGAGCUACCUGCAAAGUCUACGGGACAGACAGAUGGGCACCGGCACUUCCCUUAGCAGCCUGGGCACCGCCAACCACACCAUGAUCGACUUGGACUACGACACCGGGUCCACCGUGCCUCUCACUGCUACCACUCCAGUUGUCAGGGUCUGAGCAACGCACAGAUAAAAAGGGACUACGUAGUGCUCUCUGGUUCUCCAACUGUGUCUUGCUAACGUAGAGUAGAACCUGUUAACUGCUCCACUAUAUAAGGGCUUUAAUUGCCUUUAAAUUGGUUUGAAGUGAGGAUGGAUUUUUCUCCAGAAUCAGUUCUGGGUGUUCAGUGAAACCGAAUGCUGCUUUCUGGAGAGAGGUCAGAGGUGCCAGGCUCCUGUUAGAUGAUCCUAAAACCACUGCAACCACUGUGCUUCUCAGAGAAACACAAACUAACAAAGUAAGGUCACCCAUCUCCACUCAUAACGUGUUGAAUACAUAACGGCAAGUUUGAGCCUCAAAAACAGAUGUUUUGGUAGUGAAUAUGGCAAAGCAGUUUGUUUGACAUUACGUGUACUGUACUUAAAAAGUUAGUCAUUGCCAUGAAGUGUUGUGUUAUUACUUGUCUUUGUGUUUAACUGUGUGGUCGUAGGAUUUGUGGACAGUUAUCGUUAAAGUGACUUCUAUUUUGUGUAUUUUUUAUUUUUAAGAUGGAGUGGUGAGAAAUUAAAGUCUGACAUGAAUAUGUGGAAAUGAGGAUCGUUUUUGCAACGUAGCCCCUGUCAGAAUACAAUAGGUGAAGAACAUAGUCUGUCGUGUAUGCUUGUGGAGUCAGUUUUUUGUAAUUUAAUUUAUAUAAUGACCAAGUACAUGGUAGUGUUGGACAAAAGGACAAAAAACAAAGCAUGUUUGUCGUUAAUUUGUAGAUUUUUAAAUAAUUAUCCAUUUGUUGUUUGAAUUUAUCAGGGACAACGCACUUGUUUCCUGAAUCUGUAAAUACCUGUUGAUAGAAAUUUCAAAGAUAAAUAAAUUUGUUUGAUACAAAA